Molecule: messenger RNA, 995 nt
Organism: Agrilus planipennis (emerald ash borer)
Lineage: Eukaryota; Metazoa; Arthropoda; Insecta; Coleoptera; Buprestidae
Product: probable peptidyl-tRNA hydrolase 2
Exons: 4
Coding region: 150-821 (223 amino acids)
Cellular component (GO): mitochondrion; cytosol
Molecular function (GO): peptidyl-tRNA hydrolase activity; protein binding
Source: RefSeq, a predicted model, not a curated record
CUCUCUUUUCCUAGCCAUUGUCCAAAUCCAAAUCUUUACAAAUCUGUCUUUACACUUAACCUAUUUUUCGAAAUUGACAAGGUGCACCACACAAGGGGUGGUUAUCUUCAUUUUUCUUCGAUUUAAGGUUCUUCUAAAUAUCCAAAACCAUGAAUGCAGCUCCAGUUAAGCCAAAUAAGGACUUUUUAAAGUUGUUAACCGAAAUGGGAAUCUCAGAACAAAUUGCCGAACAUGCCUUGAUUUGUACAGGAAACGAUUCCGUUGAAGCUGCAAUGACAUUUUUAUAUGACAAUCCUGAAGUAGACUAUUCAGAACUUUCUGUCUUAACGAAUGCCGAACAGGGUGACAGUUUAAGUGGUGAAAAUGUUAGAAUAGAUAAAGAAGAAAAGGUGCUAAUGUCUGAAGCAGCUGGAGAAAUCCAUGUGGAACAGAAACAUGGGAGCAGGGAGCAUCAUUUUGAUGAGUACGAUGAACAGUUCAAAAUGGUUUUCGCUGUAAACAUAUCUUUGAACAUGGGAACAGGAAAAAUUGCAGCACAAGUGGCACAUGCAUGUUUAGGCCUUUACAAUAAACUACUUCAAAAAAAUGAAGCUGCCGUAGAUGUUUGGCUCUCAGAAGGAGAAAAGAAAAUAGUGUUAAAAGCAGUCGACCAUGUUCACUUGAAGGAAUUGCAAAAAAAGGGGGAGAGCCACGAGUUGAUCUCAUACCUAGUUCAAGAUGCAGGCAGAACACAAAUACCUGCAGGUUCAUGUACAGUUUUGGCGCUUUUUGGAGACAUUGCAACUGUAGACGAAGUAACUGGGAAUUUAAGUUUGUUGUAACUAUUUUUUUUAUGUAGAUUUAUUGAUAAAUUAUUUCUCUCGUUUUGCAUGAUGACUAUAUUUAACUGCAAUUUCACAUUUUACGUUUAGAAAAUCUAGCGGUGCGUUAGAUUAUUAGAAUAAGCCAAAUGUUUACACCAAUUCCAAUACUAAAUAAAAAAAUGUUGAAUUAUC